Messenger RNA from Bombina bombina (fire-bellied toad), 5878 nucleotides. RefSeq names its product lysine methyltransferase 2E (inactive) (gene KMT2E). Gene Ontology annotation, molecular function: protein binding. The record is from RefSeq and is a predicted model, not a curated record. NCBI's taxonomy places the organism in Eukaryota, Metazoa, Chordata, Amphibia, Anura, Bombinatoridae. The transcript is spliced from 21 exons. The coding region runs from base 16 to 5061 and encodes 1681 amino acids.
UGAUUUCUAUCCACGAUGGAUAUGGUUCUACUAAAAUGGGAGAAUAAACAAGAUUUCAUAUUUAGUGAUAAAAUGAUUAUUGAUAGUAUGUUAUUUUUUGUUGACAGGACUUUGGAUAGAGAGAGAGCAGUUUUGCUUCAGCAAAGAAAGCGAGAGCAUUUGUCAGAUGAUCUUCAAACCUGCUACAAUGCUAGAGGCAACAGCGGAAGCCUUUUAUCUGAUGGCGACACCAGUGCAACAGAGAGUUGUGAUGAAGUCCCCAUGGAGCUGUAUACUGCCUUUCAGCACACCCCUACAACACUUACCCUUACUGCCACCAGAGUUACCAAGGUGAAUGAUAAAAAGAGGAAAAAAAGUGGAGAAAAGGAGCCAUGUGUUGCCAAAUACAAGAAGGCAUUUCGUGAAGGGUCUAGAAAAUCUUCCAGAGUAAAGGGUUCUGCACCAGAAAUUGAUCCCUCUGACAAUUCAAGUUUUGGAUGGGAGAGUAAAAUCAAAGCGUGGAUGGACCACUAUGAAGAAGCAAGUAACAACCAAUACAGUGAGGGUGUUCAAAGAGAGGCACAAAGGAUAGCUUUGAGACUGAAUUGUGACCAUGACAAAAAGGAGCAACUCGUUAAGUCAAACUUUAGCACCAGCAAUCUGAUCUUCAAACCACCAGUCGAAAGUUAUCUGCAGAAGAAUAAAAAAAUCCUGAAAGCUGUCAAAGAUUUGAUGCCGGACACCUUAAUUAUUGAAUACCGGGGGAAGUUCAUGUUGCGAGAGCAGUUUGAGGCUAACGGAUAUUUCUUUAAAAGGCCUUAUCCCUUUGUCUUGUUUUAUUCUAAAUUCCAUGGGCUAGAAAUGUGUGUUGAUGCAAGGACUUUUGGUAAUGAAGCUAGAUUCAUCAGGCGGUCUUGCACUCCCAAUGCUGAGGUGCGUCAUGUUAUUGAAGAAGGAACCAUUCAUUUAUAUAUUUACUCGAUUUCAAGCAUUCCAAAGGGGAGAGAAAUCACCAUUGCUUUUGAUUUUGAUUAUGCAAAUUGUAAAUAUAAGGUGGAUUGUGCAUGUCUCAAAGAAAAUCCAGGGUGCCCAGUACUCAAAUGUAGUUCAGAACCCACUGAAAACAUUAGUGGGUAUGAAACUAGGAGAAAAAAGGGGAAGAAAGAAAGAGAUCUUUCUAAAGAAAAGGAAUCGCAAAAUCAAAACCUCAUUAUAGACACUGAGUGUGCAAUCAACAAACUGAAAACACAAGACAGCAAGCAAAGGAAACUCUCUCCACUGAGACUGUCAAUAUCUAAUAAUCAGGAGCCAGAUUAUUUUGAUGAUAUAGAAGAAAAAACUCCUAUUAGCAAUGAAGUAGAAAUGGAGUCAGAAGAACAGAUUGCAGAAAGAAAAAGGAAGAUGACAAGAGAAGAAAGAAAAAUGGAGGCUAUUCUUCAAGCAUUUGCAAGAUUGGAAAAAAGAGAAAAAAGAAGGGAGCAGGCACUAGAAAGGAUCAGUACACCUAAAAGUGAUGUUAAAUUGGAAAAUAAGGACUUACAAAACCUCAGUGAAUCUGAACUUCCUCAGGAACCAGUGAUGGAAGAAACUGCUAACAAGUCUACUCCUGCCAAAAUAAAUCGCACCAAGCAGAGGAAAAGUUUUACUAGGAGUAGAACACACAUUGGCCAACAACGUCGCCGUCACAGGACCAUUAGCAGCUGUUCAGACAUUCAGCCAUCGUCUCCAGAUGUUGAGGUUUCCCCCCAAGUUGAUACAGAGAAUCAAGCACUUAAAGAGGAGCCUGACAAUGAAAAUCCUUUGCCCGUUUCUUCUGUAGCAGUUACUACUGCUGAAAUUGAAGAAGUUAACGAUAUUGAAACCCCAACACAGAAUAAAUGUUCCGCAAAGUAUCCAAAAACAAAAAAGCACUUGGUAAAUGAAUGGUUAAGUGAAAAGCAUGAAAAAUCUGGAAAAUCAGGAGAAAGUUUGCUGGAAAGACCUCUCCGGAUAACCACAGAUCCUGAAGUACUUGCUACUCAGUUGAACUCAUUACCGGGUCUCAUUUAUAGCCCUCAUGUAUACACAACUCCAAAGCACUAUAUAAGAUUUACAUCACCGUUCCUUUCAGAAAAGAAAAAGAAGAAGGAAGAAGAGCAUUCUUCUAGCUGUUGCAAAAAGCGGUGGUUAAAGCAAGCGUUGGAGGAGGAAAAUGCUGUACCUGUUAACCCAUUUGAUUCUCCUGCACAAAACAGAUGUCAAAGUCCAUUUACAUUUAAUGAAAAUAAAUGCCAUUUGGUAUUGAAUGGCAGUUCUCCCCUGGCAGAUUUAACAACCCCAUUAAAGAAGCGAAGAUUAUUCAAUUUGUUGGAUUGUGCAUACUCAGAAACGUCCACCCCUACUGCAUCUCCUUAUGCAACACCCACCCAUACAGAUAUCAAUUCUACUGAUGCAUCACUCUAUGCUACUCCUCCCAGAGUAAAAACAGAGGAUGAAUCCUGUCAAAAUGGUUGCAAGCAGAUCUUCUCCCCGAUUACUCCUGUAACACCUUGCAUCCGUGGAAGUCACAUGCAUUUUGAGAGCGUUUCCUCCCCUGAUAGUUCGCCAGAAGUAAACCGUAGAGUUUGCCGUCAAGAGGGUAUUGAGAAAACCUCUACAAUGCUGUCACUGAAUUCAUUCAAAAACUCUAAUCUGUCCGAAUUGGGUCUACAAGAAAUAAAGACUGUUGGUUAUUCCAGUCCUAGAAAUAAGGCAGAUGCAAGUAGGCAGUCCUCUGGGGAAAAUGAGACUGCACCAGAACUUCAAUUAGGACUCGAUGUAAAUGAGCAUAGUGCUUUACAAAAAAACAUAGAGCCCCUGACCCAGGAACGGACUGAUUCAAACAGCCAACAAGAAACUGCUCUCUGUGGUAGGGGUAAUAUGUUUCCUACUUGGGUACAAAGCCCGGACCGAACAGGUGUGAACUUCUCGCCUAUGAAUUCUAAUUUAAAAGACCUGACCCCUUCACAUCAGUUGGAGGUUGGUGGGGGGUUCAGAAUGAAUGAGUCAAAAUGUUUGAUUCAAGAAGAUUCCAGAGGCAUGUUUAUGGAUGCUUCUAUUAUUUUUUGCUCUUCAGAAGAAGGACUUAUGUCUGGUUUCGGAAGGACUCUUAAUGGCGAUAGCAUUUUGGAUGGAAAUGGAGCACCUCUUAAUCCUCCUCAAAAGAAAAAGGUUUCCUUGUUGGAAUACCGGAAAAGGCAACGAGAAGCAAGAAAAAGUGGCUCCAGACCUGAGAGUUUAUCUUUAGUUUCUUUGUCACCUCAUCCGGACAGUGGUGGUAGUCUAAUAAAUAACUUCACAGCUUCUGAGAACUGUAGUAGUGCUAUGGACAGUAUUGAGCAAAAUGAAAGUCUAGCUAAUUUAGCAUUACCAAUGCCAUCUGAGGUUCCAAAUCUUCCUGUGGAGGAGGUGGACACCAGUUCUCCAGCCAAGGACUCUACAACCAGUGAAAAAAGUGAUCCUGAAGUUCAAUGGACUUCUUCAACUUCUGUUGAACAAGCAAGGGAAAGAAGCUAUCACCGAGCCCUUCUCCUAAGUGACCACAGGAAGGAUAAAGAUACUGAUUUGGACCCCGAAAAUGGGGAUAUUGUAAAGGAAUGCCAAUCCCCAGAAACAAGUCCAUCCAAACAAAACAAGCAGCUUUGUUCCUUGGGACCAGUCCUGUCACAUGGGAAAGAAACAUCAGACAUUCCCCAGGAAAUAGUGAACGAUGCAACAAAUCUCUCUAAGUCAGAGCCACAGCAAAAACAGUUGGCACUUACCAAGUCGCAUCAAACUCCACCUCAUUCACAGAAGUUGCCUUCUACACCGUUAAAGUUGCAUUGUCCAUCUUCACCUCAUCUUGAACAUUCCCCAACGCCCUCUACACCACAAACACCAGUACAGCAUGGUUAUCUUUCACCAAAACCUCAGUCACAACAGCUGGGAUCUCCAUAUAGGCCUCACCAUCCUCCUUCACAUCAGGUGGGGACACCACAAAGAGAAUCCCAUGUAAACUUUUUUCCUGUAGCGCAAAACCUUCAACCUGGCAAUCCCCAGGUUUCAAAUGGACAACUCUUUCCACAGACACAGGCAGGUCAAUGCUCAGCUGUUUAUAGUCCCUUUAAUCAACAGACUGCAAGCAGCUCUGUUCCACCACCUCCCCCACCUCCUCCUGCUACAAAUUACUAUCAAAACCAGCAAUCAGCUGUGAACUUUCAGAAUUAUAGUCAAAUAAAAGGAAGUAUUCAGCAGUCUGUGUUUACGCCUAGUCCAACACAAGGCCACCCUACUCCUACAGGGCAGCCAGCAAUUCAAGGACACCAUGUGAAUUACCUGCCUUCCCAGGGCUCUGCUGUACACCUGCAACCUUCACCUUCAGGAGUUCCUCCACCACCUCCACCCCCACCACUGCCUGGCCCAGUCUCUCAUCCACCACAUCCUGUACCACAUGUUUCAGGUUCUGUUCACCCAGGACCAGUUGCCAGCAGCUCACAUAUUCAUUCUCAAACUUCAGGACACCAUUUACCACCACCUCCCCCUCCUCCACCUGGUCCAAGUCCGCACCAUUCGCACCUUCAACAUGUAACAGCAGGACACCAAGGCCUACAGGCACAACACCAGCAUGUUUUGAAUGCCGCUCCUCCACCACCCCCUCCACCACCACCUCCUCCACAAGCAACAAAUGUUCUAGCAGGUUCUGGACUUCACUCUGCAUCAGCACAAGGUUUGCACAUACAGACUCACCAAGGACCUCCAAUUUUCACUUCAAGUGCUCAUCCUGGCGUUGCCGCAUUCUCCACACAAGCACCUAUUCAUAACUCUGUUGGACCUGUGUCCCAACAUCAGACUUCUUCAUCAGGACCACACCACCAUCUUCCUGCCCAGAAUCCACAUAUUCAGCCGCAAGGACCAAACAACAUUGCAUCAGCUUCUGGGUUUUGUCAGCAUCCUGGUCCUGUUAGCCUCCCCCAUGGGGUGCAAGGACCUCAACAGGCAUCAAAUGUGCCUAGCCAGAUACCAAUUCAUAGACCACAGGUGCCACCAACUUUCCAAAACAAUUACCAUAGCUCAGGAUGGCAUUAAAUUUGGUUCCCUUGUACUUAAAACAUUUUUAAAAUGUUUGUGUAAAAAAAAAAUGUAUAUUUUAUAUGUACCUUAUAAAGGUACUUUUAAAUCCUGUAUAUAAAGAUUUGUUAAAAAAAGAAAAAAUCAAAAAUAAGUGCAUUUUCUUUUUUUUCUGCACCCUGAGAACUGUGUGCUUUUAAGCCAGUAUGGACUUUGUGUUGAGUAAACAUUCCAGUUGUAUUUCUUUUUGCAGUAUUGAUAAUACUGCAUAGUUUGUGUGUGUUUCCUUGCAAAGUUUAAUUCAUUUUAAUGGAUGUUUUCUAUUUGUAUGUUUUAUACUUCUGGGUAAAAUACAUAUGAAAGUGAUAGCACUAACAUGAUUAUACUUUAUUUUAUAUAUUUAUUUUUAUUUUAUUUUUUUUACCCCUCAGUGUGCAUAUAAAUGGAACACAAUACCGGAUUCAAUGUUACAUUGCUUCUUUCAUUGGUUAUUUGUAAAAUUGUAAUUUAAUGUAUAGUUCGGGUUUUAACAACUUCUUGAGAAGUUUUGUAAAUAAUGUAUUUUGCUUUGUAUAUGGCUUAAAGCUUCCACAUUAUUUGAUAAAACAUUGUACAUAUUUUUUUUUUCUGCAAAAAUGCUAUGCUCUUUGUGGAAAAAGUACAGUAUAUAAUUUAACAUGUAAUAUACUGUCACAUUAUUGCACUGGUUGGGCAUUUUAAUUCAUGUGAACAAACACACAAUUAUGUCUGUUUUAUUAAGUUAGUCCUUUCAUACAUUUUACAAAAACUGAAAGUUGAUGCAUAAAUAUAGCACUUAAACUAUACAUUACAAUAA